AUGGAGAAGAAAGUCGCCGAGGUAGAGAUUGAGCCCGUGGGCAAGGAUGUUGCUCGAGGCAGUGUCGUGGAGAUGACAAACCUAUCAGGCGAGAGUCUUCCAAACAAGGAGUUCCAGGAGGAUCUCAACGUUACCGCCGAUGACUACAUUCAUGCACGCGAAGAAGCUCAAGCUUUUACUCUCGAGGAGACUAGAUCGAUGAUGGAGAUGGUCUGGAAGAUUCACGAACUGGACCCCAACUUUCCAGACUCCAUCCUCGCGAAGAUCAAGGAGUUCUUAUUCAACGAGGAUGUCUUCAUCAACCCCGAGAAGCAUGCCGAGCUCAUUGCCGAGAUCAAGAUCGAGGCUGCUUUGAUCGUCAACAACUCUCCCUACGCCGAAGUCAGAGCUGUUGUAGACAACACGGAUGAUCCAAACAUGCCCUGCGCAUCGCUCCGUGCUUACGUUAUCGGCUUGGCCUUUGUCGCUUUGAUCUCCGUCAUCAACCAGCUCUUCUCCAUCAGACAGCCUUCCAUUACUGUCGAAGCCAACGUUGCUCAAUUGCUCGCGUAUCCUGUCGGAGUAGCCUUUGCAAAAUGGCUUCCGGAUGUUGGAUUUACCCUUUUCGGAACACGCCAUAGUCUGAACCCUGGACCGUUCUCCAAAAAGGAACACAUGCUCAUCACCAUCAUGGCAAAGGUCGGAGCAAACUUGCCAUACACGGACUACGUUGUUUGGGUACAGUUCUUGCCUCACAUGUUCAACCAGAGCUGGGCCAGUUCUUUCGCAUAUCAGAUCGUUAUCGCACUCGGAACCAACUUCAUCGGUUUCGGUCUUGCUGGCAUCUGCCGUCGUUUCUUGGUUUACCCUGCUUACUGCGUCUGGCCUACCUCGCUUGUCACAAUGGCUUUGAACAACUCUUUCCACGACAGUAGCAAUCCUUCGGUCAUGGGUCCUUUCAAGAAAGUCUUGACUAUGUCCAGACUCAAGUUCUUCUACUUGACCUUCGCAGCAAUGUUCUUCUGGUUCUGGUUCCCCAACUUCCUCUUCGAAGCACUCAGCAUUUUCAACUGGAUCAACUGGAUUGCGCCCAACAACCUUCACCUUUCUACCGUCACUGGAAUGAACAAUGGACUCGGCAUCAACCCCUUCCCUACCUUCGACUGGAACAUCCUGUUGUGGGACCAAAUGGACCCUCUGAUGGUGCCCUUCUUCAACACCGUCAAUCGUUUUGCUGGACUCGUCAUCUCCGCCUUUGCUGUUCUCGGCGUCUGGUACUCCAACACAUUCAACACUGGUUACCUGCCCAUUAACUCCAACAAGGUCUUCGACCACUUUGGCAAAUUCUACAACGUCACUCGCACCUUGGAUGAGCGCGGCAUGUUCGACGCAGAGAAGUACACCGCUUACUCACCCGCAUACAUGAGUGCUGCAAACUUGACAGUUUACGCAUGUUUCUUUGCCAUCUACACUGCCACUAUCUCGUAUGCGUUCAUGUACCAUCGUCAUGAGAUCAUGAUGGGUUUCAAGAAUCUCUUCCACCGUGGUGAGAGACAAGAGUACAACGACAUUCACAACCGCUUGAUGUCUGUCUAUCCUGAAGUACCUGAAUGGUGGUAUUUGUGUUGCCUUCUUAUCUCCAUCUCCUUCGGUUGCGCUGGUAUCGCUGCAUGGCCAACCUACACCACCGUCGGCACAGUCUUCUACGGUCUUGCUCUAUGUCUAGUCUUUAUCAUCCCCAUCGGUAUCAUCAGAGCUAUCACUGGUAUCCCGGUCACCCUCAACGUCCUGGCCGAGUUCAUUGGUGGCGCUUGGGUGCAAGGAAAUGCGCUCGCCAUGAACUUCUUCAAGACUUUCGGAUACGUCACUUGCGCACACACCAUUCAAUUCUUGAACGAUCUGAAGCUCGCUCACUACACCAAGAUUCCCCCUCGUCACGCUUUCUGGGCUCAAAUGGUUGCAUGCUUGGUAUCGACCGUCGUCUGCACUGGUGUCCUCAACUUCCAAAUCCACAUCAAGGAUGUCUGUACCACCAGCGCACCUAACCGCUUCUACUGCCCUGGAAACAACACUUUCUUCACCGCAUCCGUGCUCUGGGGUACUCUUGGUCCUCACAAGGUAUUCGGCAAGGGAGGGCUCUACACCACACUCCUCAUUGGCUUCCCCGUCGGUCUCGUCAUUCCUCCCAUUCUUUACUACGUCACCCGCGCCUUUCCCCAGAAGAAGUGGCUCCGUCAAAUUCACCCCAUCGCUAUCAUCUAUGGCGGUCUUACCUGGGCACCCUACAAUUUCGCAUACGUUUGGCCUCAGGUCCCUAUUGGAUUCAUGGCAAUGGUUUGGCUCAAGAGCCGCUACCUCGCUUGCUGGUCCAAGUACAACUAUGUGCUCAGUGCUUCUUGGUCUGCUGCCAUUGGUAUCUCUGCCAUCAUCAUCUUCUUCAGCGUGCAAUACUCGGGCAAGGUCAGCGUGAAUUGGUGGGGUAACGAGGUCUCGUACCAGGGCUGUGAAGACACUGCUUGUACCAGACUUACCCUUCCCAAAGGAGAGUUCUUUGGUCCUCGCUCCUGGUGA
This is a messenger RNA of Aureobasidium pullulans EXF-150, 2550 nucleotides long. Its product is annotated as OPT-domain-containing protein. Gene Ontology annotation, biological process: transmembrane transport. The transcript is spliced from 3 exons. Gene Ontology annotation, molecular function: oligopeptide transmembrane transporter activity. NCBI's taxonomy places the organism in Eukaryota, Fungi, Ascomycota, Dothideomycetes, Dothideales, Saccotheciaceae. The record is from RefSeq and is a predicted model, not a curated record. The coding region runs from base 1 to 2550 and encodes 849 amino acids.